Blastomyces gilchristii SLH14081 is the source of this 387-nucleotide messenger RNA. Its product is annotated as cytochrome-b5 reductase. The record is from RefSeq and is a predicted model, not a curated record. The transcript has a single exon. Gene Ontology annotation, biological process: ergosterol biosynthetic process. Lineage: Eukaryota; Fungi; Ascomycota; Eurotiomycetes; Onygenales; Ajellomycetaceae. Bases 1 to 387 code for a protein of 128 amino acids. Gene Ontology annotation, molecular function: cytochrome-b5 reductase activity, acting on NAD(P)H.
AUGUAUCAAUUAGUCCGCAAAAUUUUCAGCAACGCAGAUGACAAGACCAAAGUGACCCUGGUCUUCGGAAACGUCACUGAGGAAGACAUCCUUCUGAGAAAGGAGAUUGAGCAUCUCGAAAACACCCACCCCCGUCGUUUCCGCGCAUUCUAUACCCUCGACAAGCCGCCUCAGGACUGGCCCCAGGGAACCGGCUUCAUCACCAAGGAACUACUCAAGACCGUGCUUCCCGAACCAAAGACGGAGAAUAUCAAGAUUUUCGUAUGUGGGCCACCGGGCAUGUACAAGGCUAUCAGCGGGCCUAAGGUCAGUCCAAAGGACCAGGGUGAACUGUCUGGUAUCCUGAAAGAGCUUGGAUAUAGCAAAGAGCAAGUCUACAAGUUUUAG